AUGGGAGCUCCUUUUGGCCGCGGUGGUAUUGGACCUGCCGGACGCCGCAGACCUGUUGUACGCACCCGCCAACACGUGUCAUGGCCUACUGAGAUGGAGAAUGCGGAGCAGUUAGGUAUCAUCGCCGACAUGCAAUGCGGUGGCUGGUCCACGAAUCUACUGACCUCAAAAGGCGGCUUGUACAGCGUUGGUGUCAUGGACGGCAUAUUCGUUGGUCAACCUGCCAAGUCAAAACCUGAGAGACUUCGCUAUCCUGCCGGGCUGCCUCACCCUAACGAACGUUACGAGCCAGCAUCUGCUAUCAAACAAUUCUCUGCCGGACGUCGCCAUAUCCUGGCUCUAUCAGACGCUGGGUACAUAUGGUCCUGGAGUCAUAUCAACAUGCCUGCGCUUCAAGUCAAAUUCCUGAACGUCGACACGGUAGUCAGAGAAAAUGCCGGGCCGUCAACCCGCGGAUAUGUCAAGAAAGUUGUUGCGGGCUGGGCAAAAAGCGCUGCACUUGUGGUGGGCACCGGUAUCGUUCUUUGGGAACCUUUGGCUCGUGGCCCGCGACAGCCAGAAGGAGAAGAAGAUGCUGUGCUUGUUUUAGAGACCGCAAUCUGCCCAGGUACCGACUUCCAGAAGCAUCCUACAUCGUUUCAGCCUUCGCCUGCGAGCUUGAAGAUCGGCGAAGUACAAAACUUCAUCUGUCUUGAGCAUUACAUCAUCUUCAACACUCAUCUUGGUAAAGUAUAUGCGGCCAAGAUUGUCUGGGACGCACAAAGCAAGGCAUUGGACGACGUCAGAGAGCUGCCACUCGGACCUGAAGGAGAGACCAAAUUCGCUACAGACGUCCAAGGAUCAUUCCGUUCGUUCGCAAUUUUCACCAACGAUGGGACUGUGUACACAGGCAAUCAGGAUGAUCAUCUGCGUCUUCUAUUCCAUCCUCUUCCAGGCGAUGGCACCAUAUCCCUCAAUCGUAUCCCCGCUCUUCAACAAUCUCAGGUCAUCUCGAUAGCUUUUGGUGAUUACCACUUCCACGCUCUGCAUGCACCUGGUUACAUCACAUCGUAUGGUACAGAGCCCCAGAGCUGCGGCUGCCUCGGUUUGCGUGGUCACCAAGACCCCGAUGGUCGAAUUCGCGGACUUCGUUACCAGGGUAUCGGCGGAGACGGACGCCUGGUCCCCCAUGCCAGCCUGCAUGGUCGCAGAAUCUGGUUCGAAAAGGAAAAGGAGAAAUGGAUCACAUUCCUCGCAAGCGGUGGCCGAGAUCCCGACGAGGCCACAGAGCGCAUCCGCAUGCUCUCUGAGCUCAAGGUUCAAGGCGAGGUUAGCGAAUGGAUCGAGCAAGAAGGCAAUGCUUGGGAGCAGAGGUAUGGCGGAUCAAACGAUACACCAGACGAUGACGAUCUUGCCACAUACUUCGCUCUCAGUGUCACAGCAGCUGGUUGGCAUUCUGGUGCUCUAGUCCUCGUCAACGAGGAUAAGGCAAAAAGGGUCAGCGAAGCUUGCCUGGAAGCAGCAAAGAACGAACCGGAAGAUGAUGCCGUGGUCAAAGCAGAAGAGACUGCGCAGGGAGACCAAAUUGACAACCGUGGGUUACUCAACCGCGCUCUCGACUACGCAGGAGAUCUUGUACGGUGGUUCAAUGGCUCACCUCGUACAGAUCCCGCAGGACCCAACUCCCGCGACCCCACUAAUCCUGAUGCUUUUGUCAACCCUCAAAACCAUGGCGCCGUUUCUGAGGAUGGCCGCUCUUAUGUCUGGGCCCAGGACUCGUUCCCACGUCUCAGACUUGCAAACGGUGAAGAGAUGCCUGGAGAGAUUGACUUCUCGGAGUGGAGAUAUGGAAGACCGGGAUGGGAGGGCAAGGUUGAGGGUUAUCAUUAG
Aureobasidium uvarum is the source of this 1869-nucleotide messenger RNA. The record is from the annotation of a GenBank genome assembly. Lineage: Eukaryota; Fungi; Ascomycota; Dothideomycetes; Dothideales; Saccotheciaceae.